Phacochoerus africanus (Common warthog) is the source of this 1135-nucleotide messenger RNA. RefSeq lists its product as uncharacterized. The coding region runs from base 1 to 744 and encodes 247 amino acids. The transcript has 3 exons. Lineage: Eukaryota; Metazoa; Chordata; Mammalia; Artiodactyla; Suidae. The record is from RefSeq and is a predicted model, not a curated record.
AUGAGCGGGCGGCGCAGGUCCCGGCCGCCGGAGGGGCCCGCACACUCCUAUACACACGUGUGCGCCCCGCCCGGGCCUGCGUGGGUCGAGCCGCACGCAAGCCCUGCUCUCGGAGGGUCGCCGGCAGCCGUGCGCUCUUUUGGGAUUGGCCCAGCCACGGCCAACUUCCUGGGCCGAGGCGCCUCCCGCGCGCGACCCCGGCCCCGCCUCCGCCCCUCGGUACUGAGCCGAGCGCAGCUCCCCAGGGGUCAAGCGGCCCCACCCUGUCCCCGGUUCCUGAGAGCCGCGGGUCCCAAGCGGCCCUGGGAAGGUGACGAGUGGCACGAACAGGCACCUGCCCUGCCCCUCGCUGAGAUUUCAGGAUCCAGAUUACCAACCCCUCUACCCAAGCGGCUCAGAGAGGGUGCGCGUCUCCAUCAACGGCGCCGCCGCGGUGAGAUCUCAGGCCUGUCCUACCAAAGCCCCAGUGCCCUCACCACCUCGCGGGAUUUUGGAAAACGCAGAACACAAGGGCGGGAUCCGGGAAGCCCUCCUGAGGCCCACCCAAACGGUCACAACCCCCCAGCCCCCCACCGGCUAGGACCCCGGAGCUCGAUGCACGGGCGAAGGGCCAGGGCUGUCGGCCGCCGCGGAGAAACGAACAGCCUCGCUGGACUCGCCGCCGCCCCCUCCGCCAAGAGACGCAAGAGGCGGCCCGGAGCUCCUGCAGCCUCGCUCGCAGCAGAGGAUGGCUGGGGCCUCUAACGCUCAGAGACCAAGACUGCAGAGACACCCCACCAAGCUCUCUGAAGGGCAGCCAUUUAAACCUAUCAUAGCAAGGUGUCUGCAACUCACCGCCCAAUUGAAAUUUUUUUUAACCUGAAGGCGGUUCUGUCAGGGAGUCCGUCAGCCCAAUGGGAGACGUGGAAAUUUCCAGAAAGAACAGGACCAAUGGGUGCGGCUAGCGCGGCUACGAUUGGCGGACCAAGCGACCAAUAACAGUCGCAGAGGUCCACCCCUCCCUCCAAUCGUAGAGCCAAAGAUGGGUGGGGCUUGUCCGGGGAGAACCCAAUCCCGAGGCGCGGGGGAGGCAGGGCUGCGGGGAUUACUCUCCAGGCCCAAUGAGAGAGAAGCAAAGAUGAUGGGCUAGACUUCA